AUGUGCUGCUCUCUGGCGCUCUUCCUACUAUUGCUCAUCCUAGCCCCCCAAGUUCAUCCGGCUCCGCUCACUGCCAAUUUCGAUGAUACUGUGCAAUACCUGCACCGAUAUGGAUAUCUUAGCACGGCGACGCCAAGUCUGCACGAAUUUCGAACUGCUCUAACGCUAUUUCAAGAAGUGAUGGGCGUUGAGCCAUCAGGUGAACUGGAUGCAGCAACUGUAGCCGCUACACGUCUUCCACGAUGCGCACACCGGGACACCUUCAAGCAGUCAGGAAGAUCCAGACGAUUUGCACUCUCGGGCACUCCAAAAUGGGACAAGAAGCACUUUACUGGUUUGCACGAAUUGUCUCUGAAGUGGUUCGUUUCCGACUACACAAACGACCUACCGAAAGCAGUAAUCCGCUCGACGAUUCAAAAAGCUUUCCAAAUCUGGGAAAAGCAAUCAAACGACCGAAACUUGCCCAAGGUUACAUUCCACUUCGAAGAGGCUGCAUCAAAAGAAGAGGCUGACAUAAAUAUUUUGUGGGCUGAAGGAGAGCACGGGGAUCAGAAUGAGUUUGACGGAAUCAAGAGAGAAAAGAAUAUCCUGGCGCACACAUUUUUCCCUGGACAUGCCGAGCCGCUCAACGGAGAUAUUCAUUUUGAUGAUGCGGAGAACUGGGUGGAUGACCCGAAGGCAGCGGACGGCUACGAGCGACCAUUCUUUCCGUAUGUGCUCGUACAUGAGAUUGGACAUGCCCUCGGACUUCAGCAUGCGAAAAAAUUAGAAGCCAUUAUGUCGCCUGUUUAUAAGAGCAUACCACUUGAUGAGAUCAAGCUUGAUUUGGACGACAAAUGCGCCGUCAACUGGAACUACGUGGGAUCGUCGAAAUUCUGCCUAUUCGUCUGGUUAAUGAACGAAAUCGUCCCAAUGAAUGCUUCCGAUCAAUUGGCGUCCAGCACUCAUAUGAACGUCAGUCCGAAGCAACGCACUAAGGCGGCGAAAAAAAUCUUCAAACAAACGAGAAUUCCAAGAUGUCAAGCUUCAAAUGAUCUACAACUGGUGAUAGAAGAGAGACUUCGGAAAUUUUUGCAUUUUCCGCAUUCCGAAUCAGAAACUUAUAGUGAAGUUCUAUGUAAUUUCCUUCUGGGUUUGCAUGCGUAUAGAGGUUCCCCCGAUUACAGUACCAGUGAUUCUAUUGAGAAAGAGUUUACUGGAGUCAUGAAAGAGGUUUCUGAGUUUGGACCUGCCUCGUCCUCCUCCGUUCGGCGAAUGGCGCGGAGAGCAUGGCGACGGUUGGAGCAUGGGAAACCUUCUGUUCUUGAUCCGUCGUACUUCGAUAAACGCUUCUUCGACGAGUUCCUGCCGACGUAUCUGCGUCUGCAGUAGAGUGCGGCGCGAGUCGCGCACGCUCUCCGUACGUUGUCCAUACGCAUACUCGUUCGGGUCUCUUAGCCGCGGGUUUCCCCUGCGCGAUGCCGCCCAGUGGUUUAGUGUCCAGAUAGUGAUCCAGGUAGCCAUUAUAUCCGCAUUCUCCGCUUUGAGUUUUCUGUCGCUUUCUGCCCCUUGUUAGCCCCCGUCCCCGUACUGUAUUAUACACUCACACCUACCCACACCAUCACCGCCACGCCACCUACACCACGUACGUUGUUCGGCAUAGGGCUGCUGGUCAGGCCGGAUCGCCCCUAGGGGCGCGAUGGCGAACACUACUCACCCACCAUUUCUCUCGCUCACUCUUUCCCACUCUCUGCUUAGGCUGGUUAGCUCUUCUUCACUCCAGUUAGCUUCUUAGUCGAAUCGUGCUAUCCCCGCUCCUCUACAGGUUGUUCGAUGUGCAAUCAUAGUGCUGUCGUGUGCAAUCGCGAACCACUGAGACGUGAUUCUUGUCUGUAUUUAUACUUUGUGUCGCGCGAGCCAACGUGGCUCGCAUUCUUAACUUAUUGUAUCG
Messenger RNA from Cylicocyclus nassatus, 1930 nucleotides. The record is from the annotation of a GenBank genome assembly. Lineage: Eukaryota; Metazoa; Nematoda; Chromadorea; Rhabditida; Strongylidae.